Messenger RNA from Haliotis rufescens (red abalone), 1551 nucleotides. RefSeq names its product arylsulfatase B-like. NCBI's taxonomy places the organism in Eukaryota, Metazoa, Mollusca, Gastropoda, Lepetellida, Haliotidae. The coding region runs from base 32 to 1510 and encodes 492 amino acids. The transcript has a single exon. The record is from RefSeq and is a predicted model, not a curated record.
GAAAAUCAUGUUAUCUAUUGGAAACCUUUAAAUGGAAGUACAAUGUAUCACAUUGAGCAGAAGCAAAAUGAAUCUCCAAAGAGCUGUCUUUAUUCUUCUGACUUUUGUUAUCUGCGAAUGUGCAGAGAAACCUCACAUUGUAUUUAUAGUCGCUGAUGACCUCGGAUGGAACGAUGUUGGAUUUCGGAACCCUCAAAUGAUCACUCCUAACCUGGACAGACUGGCCAAAGCUGGAGUCAUCCUCAACUCUUCUUACGUCCAACCUGUGUGUUCGCCCUCCAGAAACUGCUUCAUGUCGGGAUAUUUUCCUUAUCACACCGGACUACAGGACGGCGUUAUUGGGUUGGACGAAGCAAAACACCUGCCGGCCAACCUAAUAACAAUACCACAAAAACUGAAACAACUUGGCUAUGAUGCUCACAUGGUUGGAAAGUGGCAUCUUGGAUUCUGUAACUGGAAAUAUACACCCACGGAGAGAGGCUUUGAUUCCUAUCUUGGAUUUUACACUGGUUCAGAGGACUACUUUACUCACGUAAGACAGGGAGGAAGCGAUGAAGUGGGGCUGGAUUUUCGCGUCAACAAGACUGUCAAAAGAGACGCCAAUGGAACCUAUUCUGCAAAUGUGUUUGCGGACAGGGCUGUUGAAAUCAUUGAGAACCACGACAAUAGUAAGCCACUUUAUCUAUACCUUCCAUUCCAGUCUGUACAUGUACCACUCGAAGUUCCACCUAAAUAUGAAAACAUGUACAAAAAUAUAGAAACCAUAAACAGAAGGGUCUAUUGUGGAAUGGUGAGUGCUUUGGAUGAAGCUGUUGGGAAUAUCACUAAGGCAUUAGAAGACAAAGGUCUCAUGGACAAUUUAUUGUUAGUCUUUACAACCGAUAAUGGUGGUCCCACAUAUGUUGCUGCUAAUAACUUGCCUUUAAGAGGGGCCAAGACUACUCUGUGGGAAGGGGGAACGAAAGGUACAGGAUUCAUCUACAGUAAAACACUUUUGAAGAAGACGGGCUACCUCAACACUGGAAUGAUGCAUGCUGUAGACUGGUACCCGACAUUGUUGGAGCUGGCUGGUGGAGAGAACACAGACCCAAACAUGGACGGAGUCAGUCAGUACGACAUGCUCAUCAAUGGUGGACCCUCCAAACGGAAUGAGUUCGUCUACAACAUCUAUGGCAAGCGGGAAGCAGCUGCAAUACGGUAUGGAGAUCUCAAACUCAUGCAAGGAAGUCCGGGAUCUCACAAUGGUUGGGCUCCUUUACCACAUUUGGGAAUUGAUGAACGUGUUUAUCAAGCUGAUAACCAGAAGUUCCCUCCCUUCAUGCUGUACAACAUUACUGCAGAUCCAACGGAACACUUCGACCUCUCAGCCAAGUACCCUGAGCUAUUGGACAUGAUGAAGAAGAGGCUGGAGAACUGGAAGAAAACCCGUGUCCCGGCCCAGGACCCUUCUCAUGUUCCAAGGGCGAACCCAAAAUACUAUGGCGGUGUAUGGAGUCCUGGGUGGUGUUGAUACAAACAAUGCUGUCAUACAAAAUAAAUAUUCGAAGAUUU